Messenger RNA from Acanthochromis polyacanthus (spiny chromis), 4101 nucleotides. RefSeq names its product ATPase cation transporting 13A2 (gene atp13a2). Lineage: Eukaryota; Metazoa; Chordata; Actinopteri; Pomacentridae. The transcript is spliced from 29 exons. The record is from RefSeq and is a predicted model, not a curated record. Gene Ontology annotation, molecular function: P-type ion transporter activity; ATP binding; ATP hydrolysis activity. Gene Ontology annotation, cellular component: membrane. Bases 145 to 3609 code for a protein of 1154 amino acids. Gene Ontology annotation, biological process: autophagosome-lysosome fusion; intracellular calcium ion homeostasis; regulation of autophagosome size.
UGCCGUAGGAAGGUGUAACUGUAGCUGUAGUCGCUGCAUGUUUUGAAAGUAGCUUUUCUCUGCUUAGAGGUUAGAAGAUAACUUGUCAUUUUCACUAUAAUGGUGUGACAGGAGCUGUGUGGAGGCUGUCUCAGUGACGAGGAGAUGGACAGGCGUGGUAGUGCGGUGGAGCCGCAGAGCGGACUCCCCUCACCUAGUCCACGAGACCCUCUGCUCAGCCCUGAGUCACACAUGGAUGUUCAGGGGUAUAAGCGGGUGUGUUGGCGGGUGUGGUUGUGCCAUCUGGCUGCUGUGCUGUCCCUGGGUUUCCUCCUGGUUGUGUUUCACUGGUACCCAUGGCUUGCUGUCCUCGCCCGCUGCUGCUCCUGCCCUCUGACUUUGGCAGACAUUCUGCUGCUAAGAGACAGUGAUGGCAAGCAGCAUGUGGUGGAGGUCCUCACAGAGGAGAUGGAGGAGGGCAGUUUGGAGUUGCUGGGACAGCCAGAGGAAGCUGAAUGUAGAGACACAGUCGAGCUGUACAAGGAGGAGAAAACGCUGCUGCGCUACUACCUGUUUGAAGGGCUGCGGUAUGUCUGGCUGGACAGGAAGGGAGCUUUCUGUCGUGUUAGUGUCCUCAAUGAGGACUGGACUUGCAAAGACCUGCAUGGCUACCAAAAGGGCCUCAGUCCCUUGGAGCAGAGCUUGAGGAGAAGCAUGUAUGGUGACAACAUUAUCGACGUGCCUGUAAAGCCUUACACUAAGCUGCUGUUUGAGGAGAUCCUCAACCCGUUUUACGUGUUCCAAGUGUUCAGCAUCACUGUGUGGAUGAUCGAUGCUUAUUAUUAUUAUGCCUUAUGUAUAUUUAUUAUCUCUGUUAUCUCCAUCGGUAUCUCACUGUAUGAGACCCGCAAGCAAAGCAUCACUCUACACAACAUGGCCCGGUUGGUCACAAACGUCACAGUACGAAGAAACUCAGGAGAGGAGGAAUGUGUGAGUUCAGUGAACCUUGUCCCUGGCGACUGUGUGAUCAUCCCUCAGGAAGGUCUGCUGCUGCCCUGUGAUGCCGCCCUGCUGGCUGGGGAGUGUCUUGUUAAUGAGAGCAUGCUCACAGGUGAAAGUGUUCCAGUGCUAAAAACUCCACUGCCAGCGAGUGAGGGGAAGUACAGCUCAGACACUGAGCGCAGACACACCCUUUUCUGUGGUACCCAACUCAUUCAGGCCAAAGGGGGAAUGCCAGGAGGUGGCGGUGCUGUUGCUGUGGUCACAAACACUGGGUUUUUCACAGCCAAAGGAAGUCUGGUCAGCUCCAUUUUGUACCCUCCUCCAAUCAACUUCCGCUUUUACCAAGAUUCUCUCAAGUUCCUGCUCAUUCUGGGUUGUAUUGCUCUCAUUGGCGCCAUUUACAUUUUUGUGACCCUCAUCAGAACCGACGUGACCUGGCUGGAGCUGAUUAUUCGAAGCCUGGAUAUUAUAACUGUUGCAGUGCCUCCUGCAUUGCCAGCUGCCAUCACCACUGGGACUAUCUACGCCCAGCGACGGUUGAAGAGCCAGGGCAUCUUCUGCAUCAGUCCACGUCGCAUAAACAUCUGUGGCAAGCUGUCAGUCUUCUGCUUUGACAAGACAGGAACCUUGACUGAGGAGGGUCUGGAUGUGUGGGGAGUGAUGGAGGGGGGAACUGCUGGUUUCUCAGAGUUGGUCCCAGAGCCCAGACUCCUGCUGCCAGGACCCAUGCUCUCUGGCCUGGCCUGCUGUCACACUGUUACACUGCUGCAAGGAAAGCCCCUCGGAGACCCUUUGGAGCUCAAGAUGGUCGAGUCCACUGGUUGGACCCUCCAGGAACCAGAGGGAGAUGGGAAUGUGCUGAAUGCAGAGUUUGGAGGCCACAAAGUUUUGGCUGUUAUGAGACCUCCUACAGGAAUUUCCACAAGGGAGGCGGUGGCCAUUGUUCAGAGGUUUCCAUUCUCAUCAGCCCUCCAGAGGAUGAGUGUGGUGACAGUGGCUCAUGGGGGAAGCUCAGCUCUCGCUUUCAUGAAAGGAUCCCCAGAGAUGGUGGCUAGCCUCUGUCGAGUUGAAACAGUGCCAGCGCAGUUCUCCAGAAAAUUGCGUACCUUCUCCAGUGAAGGCCUCAGGGUUCUUGCAUUGGCCUAUAAACCGGUAGACGUGAACUCUGACUUGAGGACUAUUGAACGAGGGGAAGUGGAGAGAGACAUGCAGUUCCUUGGCUUGCUGAUGAUGAAGAACCUGGUAAAGCCUGAGAGUGCAAAAGUUAUUAACAUCCUGAAAUUGGCACACAUUCGCACCAUCAUGGUCACUGGGGACAAUGUUUUAACAGCAGUUAAUGUAGCAAAGACCUGUGGGAUGGUGGGAUCUGAUGAGAAGGUGAUAUUUGUCACUGCAACCCCCCACACUGCCCAGUCCACGGCCUCCCUGAGGUUCGGCCUGGAGGACGGAGGGACCACUGACACACAAAGCUCCACAGAGGUCAUCACUCGGGGUCUGUAUCAGGGUGGCUUUGGCUAUCACUUGGCUAUUAAUGGAAAGUCCUUUGCUGCCCUAUGUGAUUACUUCCCUGAGUAUCUUCCAAAGGUUUUAAUGCGAGCCACCAUUUUUGCACGCAUGGCGCCUGACCAGAAAACCCAGCUGGUGAAGGAGCUGCAGAAACUGAACUACCGAGUGGGCAUGUGUGGAGACGGGGCCAAUGACUGUGGGGCCCUGAGAGCUUCUGAUGCUGGAGUUUCACUGUCUGAAGCUGAGGCUUCCGUUGCCUCACCUUUCACUUCCAAGACUGAAAACAUCAGCUGUGUGCCGCUGCUUAUCAGAGAGGGCCGGUGUUCUCUGGUCACCUCCUUCAGUCUCUUUAGGUACAUGGCAAUGUACAGCCUCAUUCAGUACUGGUCUGUCCUCAUUCUCUGCACACUGAAGACCAGCAUGGCUGACCUGCAGUACCUAUUUUGUGACUUGAUACUGGUGACAGCGCUGGCCCUCGUGAUGGGAAAAGGGGGCCCUAGUGAGGAGCUGCACCCCUGCAGACCUCCAGCCACUCUGCUGGCCCUGCCUGUCCUAGGCAGCCUCUUCAUCCACACCUGCAUGACCGUUCUUGGCCAGCUGGCUGCACUCUUUAUCACAACCUCACAGGACUGGUAUGUUCCACUCAAUUCAACAGUGUUUGGAGCAGACAAUCUGCCCAACAUGGAGGACGCCAGUGUGUUUGACUUGUCAGGUUUCCAGUACAUCAUCAUGGCUGUGGUGGUCACCAAGGGCUACCCCCACAAGAAACCUCUCUACCACAAUUUUGUUUUUCUCUUCGUGCUCUUCAUCUACUUUGCCCUGAUGACUUGGCUGGUGUUGUAUCCUGGACCUUUCUUUUGCCGAAUACUUCAACUGUACAACAUCACGGAUAUGGGUUUUAAAAUGCUGCUCGUUGGUGUAGCCGCUCUCAAUUUCCUCAUUUGUUUUAUUGCCGAGUUGCUGAUAGACUUGGGGGUUUUGAACUGCCUUCGAUUGCUGCGUGGACAGCGUCCAUCCAAGAAACUCUACAAACGCUUGAACGUCCGUCUGUCUGACUCUGCAUCAUGGCCGCCCCUUAAUCAAACUCUUUCCCCAACAUCCCACACAGUCUGCAUGAGCUAGCAUUCACCUGAGCCCAACAAUGCUGUGGAUGUACUACAAAGUGAGGUUGGUGGGUUAGCGACAUAUGCAGAGCUUAGAGUCAAGAGUUUUCAAUGUCGCCACGGUGGCUCUUUUUGAACCUGAUAGCUCACGAUGACCACUGAUGAGGAAGCUGCAUGGCUAACCUGCUCUGGAGGAGGUUUAAGUUCAGAGUUUGGGAUAUAAAUUGGCUUUAAGAAAGUGUGUGCAUUGCUACCUGUUCCUCUUGACUUCAGAAUGCCAUCAGCCCAUCCCUCUUAUGAGAGCCUGCAGCAGAAACCAUGGAUUAACAAAGAAAGAUAACCACUAUAAUGACACGUUACUUCUUAUUGGGGGUUUAGAUUUUGUUGAAGCAGUAAACUUGAAGCCUAGCUCUGACAAACUUGCUUCAUAGUACAUCCCUACAAGUUACAUCUUCAACUUGACUAGCAAUGCAAUGUUUACUUAAUGUAAUAAAAAAUAUUUUUAUGUAAA